AUCAUCAUUCUUCCUAGUUCUGUGUUUAACUGUGACGUUCUUUUUCCUUUUUCAUGCUUUUCUGCUGAUCCUGACCCACUCCAAGACUUUUGUGUUGCUGACUUGAACUCCACAAUUAUUGUCAAUGGGUACCCUUGCAAGCCGGUGUCUCAAGUUACAUCAAAUGAUUUCUUCUUUAGUGGCUUGAUUAAUGCACCGAGCACAGCGAAUCCUUUGGGGCAUGGAGUGAGAAUUGGUAAUGUUAGCACCUUCCAUGGGUUAAACACCCUUGGACUUAUGGUAAACCGGAUCGACCUCACACCUGGUGGAGUUACUCCAAUUCACAGACACCCUCGAGCAAGUGAAGCUAAUAUUGUCCUAAAAGGGAAAGUUCUUUCUGGGUUCAUAAGUGCUUCAGAUGUUUUAUAUUUAAAGGUUCAGAAAGAUGGAGAGUUGUUUAUUAUUCCUAGAGGACUUGUUCACUUUGCAACAAACGUUGGACCGCAGAAGGCUGUUUUGAUAGCUGGUUACAACAGUCAACUGCCCGGAUUUGCAUCCAUUCCCAGUAAUCUCUUUGCUUCUACCCCAACAAUUCCUAAUUAUAUUUUGGCUAAGAACUUCCGAGUUGAUGAGAAGUUCACCGCUAUCAUGAAGUCUAAGUUUUCUCCGACUGGUUCUUUAGCUAUUGCAAAUGGGGAUGAUAUAUAGGUCUCUCUAGUGUGUGCAUUUCCAGUACUCUUUUUAAAUAAUCUGUGGAAUGCUCGACUAAAUUUUCAAUCGAAGAUUCAAUGAUAAAGCCAACUA
Molecule: messenger RNA, 783 nt
Organism: Papaver somniferum (opium poppy)
Lineage: Eukaryota; Viridiplantae; Streptophyta; Magnoliopsida; Ranunculales; Papaveraceae
Product: germin-like protein subfamily T member 2
Exons: 1
Cellular component (GO): cell wall
Molecular function (GO): manganese ion binding
Source: RefSeq, a predicted model, not a curated record